Molecule: messenger RNA, 2479 nt
Organism: Xiphias gladius (swordfish)
Lineage: Eukaryota; Metazoa; Chordata; Actinopteri; Istiophoriformes; Xiphiidae
Product: homeobox-containing protein 1-like
Exons: 10
Coding region: 190-1734 (514 amino acids)
Biological process (GO): positive regulation of DNA-templated transcription
Cellular component (GO): nucleus
Molecular function (GO): double-stranded telomeric DNA binding
Source: RefSeq, a predicted model, not a curated record
UCAUUGUGUCAACAUGGCGCCUGUCUGCCGGACAAAAGGCGAAUCUGUCUGACGGCGGAUUGAAACCCAAUUAGAAACAGAGAAGACAUUUUGGGAAAACUGUCAGUGUUCGUGUGUCCCGGCGGCCCAAGGCAAUAGAUAUAUGGUGGAAUAAACGUCCGUGGAGGCUCUUGAACUGGAAUAUUAAGGAUGUUCCAGCAGUGUGAGGAGCCUCGUUUCACCAUCGAGCAGAUUGACCUCCUCCAGAGGCUAAGGAGGACGGGGAUCACCCAGGCGGAGGUCCUCCACGCCCUGGACACCCUGGACCAUCUGGACCGUCAACAUGGACGCAAGUUGACCCAUAAACCUUCCUACAUGCCUCCUUCAUCUUCCUUAUCUUCUUCCAGCACUGUCACCGCCUCUUCCUCCAUGACUUCCACCGCCACUCAGACAAGUUUCCCGGACAACCAACUCUCACUGUCUCCUAAUAACAACUAUGACACCACCUCCCUGCCUCUACCAGUUCCAGUAGCCUCACCUGUUGUCAUGGCAGCGGUAGCUCAGAAUGGUAUAGUUGCUGUCAGCAAUGGGAAGCUGUCACCACCCCGGUUUCCUCUUGGUGUGGUUAGCGGCAGUGUGACGGCACCAGGCUACGGGUUUGAGGCCAGUGAAGAGGACAUAGAUGUCGAUGACAAGGUGGAGGACUUGAUGAGAAGGGACAGUGCUUUGAUCAAGGAGGAGAUUAAGUCCUUCCUGGCGAACAGGCGGAUUUCCCAGGCUGUGGUUGCUCAGGUAACGGGGAUCAGUCAGAGUCGAAUCUCCCACUGGCUCCUACAACAGGGAUCGGACCUCAGUGAGCAGAAGAAACGAGCCUUCUUCCGCUGGUACCAGCUGGAGAAGACCAACCCAGGCGCCACUCUGGCCAUGCGAGCUGCCCCGUUGGCCCUGGAGGACAUGAUGGACUGGCAACAAGCCCCGCCCCCCUUUGGCGCCUCCCCUGGGGGCUUCCGUCUGCGGCGGGGCAGCAGAUUCACCUGGAGGAAGGAGUGUCUGGCUGUUAUGGAGAGCUACUUCAGUGAUAACCAGUACCCUGAUGAAGCAAAGAGAGAGGAGAUUGCCACUGCCUGCAACGCUGUCAUUCAGAAACCAGGAAAGAAGCUGUCUGAUUUAGAGAGGGUCACAUCUCUGAAGGUCUACAACUGGUUUGCCAACCGCCGCAAAGACAUCAAGAGGCGCGCUAACAUUGAAGCAGCCAUCUUGGAGAGUCACGGCAUCGAGGUUCAGAGUCCAGGAGGUCAGUCCAACAGCGACGAGGUGGAUGGCAACGACUUCCCUGACCCGGGUUGUGAGGUGUCUUUAUUUGACAAGAGAGCUUCAGCCAGACAGUUUGGUUUCAGUCGAGCUGACCUUUCCUCUCCAACCCAGGUUCCCACGCUGCUCCCCAGCUGGUUUACCACCCUUGGUAGAGGAAGCUUGUCUGGACAAAGGGGCACUUCUCUGAUUGGCCGCUCCCUAGUAACAGGGACGGGUCCUCAGGCAGAAGGGUCCAGAUUGACAGGCGUGUCCUGGUCUCCGCCAUCCCCUUCCCUCCAGGACGAACCCACCAUUCAAAGCGUGCUGUCCGAACCCCAGGACCCAGUCAGGUUGGAAAAGGCGGCUGUCACUCACAGCAACCAAGCCCUAACCAAUCAGGUGGAUGGGGCAGGGUGCAGUAUGGGGAAUGAAAUAAAGACGGAAACGCUGGAGGAUGACUGAAGAGGGUGGUGGAUAUCGGAGUUGCCAGAGUCAUGAAUAGAACAGGUGUGUUAAUAUGCAAGCAGAUUAUAUAGGAAUGUAAUAAUAAGUGGAGAAAAAAAAAAAAAAAAAAAAGACCAAAAGUCGUGUAAAUGCCAACCCUGAGAUACCUCCCAACCCUACCUCCAACCACCAACCUGCUCUGCUACGCUCUUAUAGGCAUUACUAGUAUAUUAUAACAAUGAUAAUAAUAAUAAUGAUAAACAUUUAUUUGCUAAAGUCCUCCCCAGCAGACUGUGGAAUAUUUUAAAAUGCCUAAAUAAUAACAAACAAACAAAGUGAAAUAAAUUAUGAAUUACUUAUCAAACGGUAAAUGCAUACUUAAAAGGAGAGAGAGAGAUAUACACACACAUUUCCACAUUAUUUCUUUGUUGAUUUGUUUUUAUUAAGGCAUUUUAAAUCUUCCAUAGAGACUGAGUAAUAGGACUUGAUGCAUUGUGCAGAUUUCCUUGAAAAACUGCACUUUCACAGCAGGACAACACUGUAUUUGACAUGGGAUUCAAAUAAUUUCAGGGUCUUGCACUGUGAUCUAAACACAACUAAACAGCCUCAAAAACUAAAUACAUGAAUUUGAAAGUUAAUUUUAACAUUGUUUUAAAAAUUAAGUAACGCAUGUCAUCACAGUUGAUAAUAUUUUAAAUUUUCGCUGUUGAUUCCUUCCUGUGAGAAGAACAGCAGAAUAAGCUUAGUUUUCUUUAAAAAAAAA